AUGAUCGUGGACUCUCCAGAAGACGAAGACGAGAGGUCAAAGAAGGAAGUUGAUAUAUCCGAACCGUCUACGUUCUUCCUAUUCACGGACCUUCCAAAAGAGCUCAGAGACAAGAUCUUGCUCUCGUCACAGAGCCCGAUCAUCAUGGAGGGUUUCGCAGUGAUGGACGAGGAAUGGAGAGGGGGCCCGCAAGUACACUUCCGCUCGUACAGGUCCUGGACUCGAAUACCUCUCUACGCCGUGAGCCGCGAGACGAGAGCGCUGGCCAUCACCUUCUUCGGCAAACCGGAUCCGCUCUCUGUACCGUUCAACCCGUCUCGAGACGCCAUCUGCUUGGAUUGGGAUGAUUCCAAGCAGGCUGAGCGUCGCUGGACGGGCAACCACAGAAGCCCAGGGCCCGUACUGAUGACUCCCCGAUGGAACGCAGCCGAGGAGUGGGCUAUGCCGAGAGAACUGUGUGAUAGAAUCUGCCACAUCAAAGUUGACGCGCGCCACGCCUCUUCCGAGAAUGCAGACAAGGGAGACAAGGUGCCUUGGCGGCUUGUUUUUGGGCUGCUCAAAGAGCAUUUCUCUAACAUUACGAUGUUGGAGGUGAAGCUGUCGGACUUGGACGAUAAGAGGUUCGAGGGGACGUACGAUCCGGUUGGUCAGGAGCUUUAUAGGAUUGAUCAGCUGGAUCUUUUGGACGAGCUGGAAGAAAUGUCUGGGGAUGGGCGGGUGCCGUUCCAGAACUUAAGGCGCUUUAUCAUCACACCGGAACUCCCGACUCCUCUCCAGGCCGAGAGAGAGAUUCUCAAGUUUCGAAAGGUGGGGGGCAGCCAUUUCAAAGUCUUUAGACAGGGUCAAAUUCCCAAGGUUGGGUAG
This is a messenger RNA of Colletotrichum lupini, 864 nucleotides long. RefSeq lists its product as uncharacterized. The record is from RefSeq and is a predicted model, not a curated record. Lineage: Eukaryota; Fungi; Ascomycota; Sordariomycetes; Glomerellales; Glomerellaceae. The transcript has a single exon. Bases 1 to 864 code for a protein of 287 amino acids.